AUGGCAGUUGCGUGGAGGAAAAUAUAUUUGAGAAAUUAUCGAAGGUGGGUGAGAUUUUGUCUGAUCAUGAGCCUAAUUAAGAAGCCGAUGAAAAAGCGGCAUAGGGUCAUCCGCGACCCCUUGCGUGCAGCUCAGCGCAAGGCCGAGAAAAAGCAGAUCCGGCGUCACAAGCUGACUGGAACGGACCAACAGGAAGUGUCUCGAGUUGACCGGCUCGUCAUGCAGUUUAACACGAAGGCGAAUGCCGGCGCCGCGAGCGGGGAUCACAAUGCUGGCAACACAACAGUUUCAAAGAGCAACAGAAAGAAACGGAACCGGCAUCGACUAGACACCGCUCGAUUUGCCGAUGCUGCGGCGCCAGUACAGCCAGGCAUGAACAAACCGGAGAAGCCUUUGUUGGCACAGCGUCAACGUCGCGGCGAGACGGACGUCAACUUCAUGAGGCGACUUAAUCAAGCGACAAAGGCAUGUCCUGAAAUCGUGGAGCAAAGCAAGCUGGAAGAAAAGUACGGGGUAGAUGUGUGGCAGGGCGACGAAGGACACGUGCGAGUCAAGCCCCGAAAGCUUUCGAAAUUCUACUCGGAUGUGGAUCAGGAGUUGGUCGAUAUGAAGCACGCCGCCUACGCUGACCCGGGAAUCAGAAGCCGCGUCAAGUUUAGCCGGGCCGUCCGCGUCGCCGAGGAGCCGUCAACGUCCACAGCGCAGAGCUCGAGUCGGAAGCGACUCGAGUCGUUUCGAUUGCGUAAGAAACUGAAGCGUCUCGGGUUCAGGGGGCGCGAAAAGGAGGAGCUUCAGGAGGAUGCACCUCGCAAGGACAUGUUUGUGUUCGGGCAAGUCGUGGAUGCGCCGCCAUUGUUGCAACACCGACCGCGAAAGGCAGCCGAGUACAAGACGAACAGGCCUGGCCGCAAGGACUUGCUACUCAAGAAGAUACUUUGCACCGCCAGUGGCAUGAAAAAAGAAGCAAGUGUUAGCGGGCAUUCUGCCAGCAAAUCUGCAUCCCUGAAAGGCCAGUCGGCUGUUGUCGUCGCGGCCAGGGCUAGAGAAUUAGAAGAGGAACGCGAUCGCGUCAUGGACGCAUAUCGUUGCGUCAAAAAAUUGCGAGGAAAGCAGACCACUUUUUUCAGAGACAAUGAAACAAAGCAUUGA
Messenger RNA from Notodromas monacha, 1149 nucleotides. The record is from the annotation of a GenBank genome assembly. NCBI's taxonomy places the organism in Eukaryota, Metazoa, Arthropoda, Ostracoda, Podocopida, Cyprididae.